Messenger RNA from Microdochium trichocladiopsis, 3411 nucleotides. RefSeq lists its product as uncharacterized. Gene Ontology annotation, molecular function: SNARE binding; zinc ion binding. The coding region runs from base 309 to 3299 and encodes 996 amino acids. The record is from RefSeq and is a predicted model, not a curated record. Gene Ontology annotation, biological process: endoplasmic reticulum to Golgi vesicle-mediated transport; COPII-coated vesicle cargo loading; intracellular protein transport. The transcript has 3 exons. Lineage: Eukaryota; Fungi; Ascomycota; Sordariomycetes; Xylariales; Microdochiaceae. Gene Ontology annotation, cellular component: COPII vesicle coat; endoplasmic reticulum exit site.
CCACGCACCACAGGUAUGGGAAGCUCUAGCUCCCCAAAGGCCCCUCUCCAGGCUGAACAUUGUCCGCCAGACAUCAACACCAAGCUGCCGGCCGGCUGCACUUGCGACAAUAUCGUGAUGGCCACUUGGCUGAACCCCUGAAAUCCUCUGCUGUCUUUCUCUCUCACUGUCGUCCAGCUCGCCCUUUCGGACCUUCCCCUCCCCGCACCCUGAUCUGGCGCCCUCCAGGUCGCUGUCACGAAUAUCACGAGUCUCCAUCCAACCAUACUAUCAGGCACUGAACCUUCGCGCCAGUUUGCCUAUCCGACAUGGCCGACUACUCCAUGUACCAUGCCCUCGGGCAAGGCGAGCAAUACGAUCCCAACGACCCCAAUCGCAACACCCAGCCAGCACCUCAGCAGUUCCAGCCGCCAGUCGCUCAAAACCCCUACCAGCCCGGCUACGGUGUGCCAGCUCCUCCGCAGGCAGGCCAGCAAUACUAUGGUAGCCCUUCACCUGCAGGAGCCCCGGGGUUUCUGCCUCCACAGGCCCAGGCGCCACCGCAGAUGGGAGACAACGGGCUGGCUGGCCAGAUGGCUGGCAUGAGCUUGGGCGAUGGCCACUCCACACUGCGCAAGAAGAAGAAGGACAGGCACGCAUACCACACAGUCGAGGCACCUGCUGGGAGCUCACAAGCCUUCAAUGGCAUGCCGCCCGCGGGCAUACCUGCGACUCCCUACCUGAAUGCCGAGGUCGGGUCUCCUCAGCCAGGCAUGCACAGCCAGUUCCCAGCAGCGGUGAAUGCGCCGUUCAACCCUGCCGUCCCUGCGACCGCGGCUGAGUUCGCCGCGAGGAGCGGCCAGCCCGAACAAGCACAAUCGCCAGCUUUUGUGCCCGCUGCUGGUGGUCCUGGAGGUCAAGUGUCGGCCGACGACAUCCCCAGUGUUCCCAUUUCUCGAGACGCACCUCAGCAGUACUACCUCAGCAAUGUCUAUCCCACCUUUGAGCGCCAUGUACCUCCCCCAGCCACUGUGUCGUUCGUCGCAUACGACCAGGGCAAUUCGUCGCCAAAAUACACUCGCCUGACCAUGAACAACAUUCCUGCCACCUCGGAAGGGCUGAAUAGCACCGGGCUGCCUCUAGGUCUGCUGCUCCAGCCACUUGCACCACUGCAGCCAGGCGAGGCGGAAAUUCCGGUUCUGGACUUUGGGGACCAAGGGCCGCCACGCUGCCGGAGAUGCCGGGCUUACAUCAACCCUUUCAUGAUGUUCCGUUCUGGUGGCGGCAAAUUCGUCUGCAACCUCUGCACAUAUCCGAACGACACACCUUCUGAAUACUUUUGCGCCACCACCCCUCAGGGAGUGCGGGUCGACAGAGACCAAAGACCAGAGCUGUCUCGGGGCACCGUUGAGUUCACCGUCCCUAAGGAGUACUGGACGAAAGAGCCUACAGGUUUGCACUGGCUAUUCGCGAUCGACGUGACCCAGGAGUCUUACAACAAAGGCUUCUUGGAGGCUUUCUGCGAGGGCGUGCUUUCUGCUCUAUAUGCUCCAGAGGGUCAAGAAGAGGACGAGAAUGGAGAGCCGAGACGCCGCCUCCCACCAGGGGCUAAAGUUGGUUUUGUCACAUAUGACAAGGACAUUCACUUCUACAACUGCAACUCCGCUCUCGAGCAAGCUCAGAUGAUGAUCAUGCCUGAUAUUGAGGAUCCAUUCGUCCCCUUGAGCGACGGGUUGUUUGUGGAUCCAUACGAAUCAAGAGCUGUCAUCACGUCUCUUCUCGCUCGUCUUCCUACGCUCUUUGCCGACAUCAAGAACCCGGAGCCUGCUCUCUAUCCCGCCCUGAGCUCUUGUUUGGCUGCAUUGGAGAAAACUGGCGGCAAGAUUGUUGCCUCCGUGUCUGCUCUACCGACCUGGGGCCCGGGCAGGCUCUUUCUGCGCGAUGAUGGCAAGUACCAAGGCGGCGAGCCAGACAAGAAGUUGUUCACCACCGAGCAUCCCGCCUGGAAGAAACUGUCUGAGCAGAUGGUGGCAGCGGGCGUCGGUGCUGACUUCUUCAUGGCGGCCCCAUCGGGUGGCUACUUGGACAUUGCGACUAUCGGUCAUGUUUCUGCCCAGACUGGUGGAGAGACAUUCUACUACCCAAAUUUUGUAGCUGGCAGAGACAACACAAAGCUGUCUCUCGAGAUCAAGCACACGGUAACGAGGGAGACAGGCUACCAAGCACUAAUGAAGGUCCGGUGUUCGAAUGGUCUGCAGAUUUCGGGAUACCACGGAAACUUCAUACAACACACGUUCGGUGCCGAUUUAGAGAUUGGCGUGAUUGACGCGGAUAAGGCUGUCGGCGUGACAUUCAGCCAUGAUGGCAAGCUUGACUCCAAGCUCGACGCCCACUUCCAGGCUGCGCUCCUCUACACUACAGCCUCUGGACAGCGAAGAGUGCGAUGCUGCAACGUGAUAGCUAGCGUCAGCGACAACGCGAGGGACUGCAUGAAGUUCAUCGACCAGGAUGCAGUUUACACAAUCCUUGCUAAGGAAGCCGCCACCAAGCUGGCUUCAUCGAGCUCGUCUCUCAGGGAUAUUCGUCUUGGCCUGACAGAAAGGACGAUCGACAUCCUGGCCGCUUAUCGCAAGAACUUCUCUGCACAGAACCACCCGCCGGGACAACUCGUCAUGCCCGAGAAGCUCAAGGAGUUCUCAAUGUACAUGCUCGGUCUGCAAAAGGGGCGUGCUUUCAAGGGCGGUAGCGAGACUUCAGACCGCCGCGUGCACGAGAUGCGCAUGAUUCGGUCCAUGGGCGCUCUGGAGCUCAGUCUCUAUGCCUACCCGAGGAUGAUCUCGCUUCACAACCUCGCUCCCGAAGAGGGCUUUGCCGACGCGGAGACGGGUCAUCUCAAGAUGCCCCCGGCCAUCCGCACAUCCUUCAGUAGAGUGGAGCCUGGCGGCGUGUAUCUCAUCGACAAUGGCCAACAGUGCCUCCUGUGGCUGCACGCGCAAACCUCGCCAAAUCUGCUUAUUGACCUCUUUGGCGACGACAAGGAUAGCCUGGGCAAGCUCGAUCCAUACAGUUCGACGCUGCCAGUGCUCGAGACCCACCUAAACGCCCAGGUGCGCAACAUUGUCGAGUUCCUCAAGACGCUGCGCGGAUCCAAGGCGCUGUCGCUGCAGCUUGCGCGACAGGGUAUGGACGGCGCCGAGUACGAGUUUGCACGCAUGCUGUACGAGGAUCGCAACAACGAGGCGCAGAGCUACGUCGACUGGCUCGUGCACAUCCACAAGGGCGUGCAACUCGAGGUAAGUCAUGACUCUAGUUCCUUCUGAAGCCGGGGCCCAUCCCUCAGUGUUCUGUGCUGUUGACAUUUUCACCGCCAUUUUGUGGCACUUUGCUAACAAAUCAACCAAUUUCUUGCAGCUUGCUGGAUCCCGGGGCAAG